This is a messenger RNA of Sander lucioperca (pikeperch), 6869 nucleotides long. RefSeq names its product sperm associated antigen 17 (gene spag17). Bases 169 to 6738 code for a protein of 2189 amino acids. The transcript is spliced from 49 exons. The record is from RefSeq and is a predicted model, not a curated record. Gene Ontology annotation, cellular component: axonemal central apparatus. NCBI's taxonomy places the organism in Eukaryota, Metazoa, Chordata, Actinopteri, Perciformes, Percidae. Gene Ontology annotation, biological process: axonemal central apparatus assembly; epithelial cilium movement involved in extracellular fluid movement.
GCUAGGGGCAACACAAGCUCAAGGCGACGCUGUGGCCGACGAUUAACUCGCAGUUUUUAACUAACGUUAGCUUAAUAAGAUUAUUACGGAUGUUUAUUGUUCUAUUUACACUGACUAUUUUCAGUGUUAUAUGUUUUUUUUAAUGUAGAUAAUUGUCACUAAGUGGAAAUGCCACCAAAAGCAGCUAAAAAGGGCUCAGCCAAAACUGGAGCCGCAGCUGUCAACAAGAACUGGGAGGCUGGUCUCACCAGGGCACAGUUUGAAGAGGAGUCAUGGCAAGUCUGUGUGUCUUUGGUGGUUGGAAGUAGUCCGGAGGAUGAGGAACUGACCCAGGUUUUGUCUUUGGCUGUACAGAAACCACGUCGCAAACUUUUUAACUUGUUGACCUGGGAAAGCACCAUUGCCAAGAUCCAUGAACUGGGGAACCCAAAAGCAAAAAGACCUGAUGACGUCCCCAUGUAUUAUGAGGUUACAGAGUCUGCUAAGGUUCUGCUGGAUGCAGGAGAGGAGAUUUCUUGUGACCUGAUGGCUAAAAUACUGAAGUUCCAGCUGCUACAGAUCAAAGCCAAUGAUCAGCAGAGGAGGGAAGCUGAGGCUGAGGAGGAGAAGGCAAAGGGCGGUCCUCCCUCUGCCAGCAAGGACAAAGGAGGGGCCAAGGUCUCUGACAAAAAAGGAAAGAGUCCACCCCCACCUGGGGCACCUUCCAAGGAGAAGAAGACCAAGCUCCAACGCAGGGAUGAUGUUGAGCCACCAAAGUUCAUAGAUGACGAACCGCAGGACGGUCCUCAACACUACAUCCUGCUGCUGGGCUUCUACCAGCCCCACCUGAUUGGGGCCCUCGAUGCCAUAGGGGUACAUGUUGCCAACGUCAUUAAAUUGUGUUCGGAGCGCACACAAACGCCUGAGGGACAGCAGGAACAACACCCCUGUGAGGGCAAUGAGCAGAAUCUGAAAGCUUCUCCUGUUUUGGAUGCAGAAGCAGAGGUUCAUGGUAGUGUAGAGCUGGCUGCGCACGCCAGGAAGUUGGAUCUAUUCUGGUCAGGUCUGAGACCGGUUUUGGACAGCGGGUCAUCACACUCUAAGCUUCAUGAUGUGGUUCAGCUCAGCUACACUGUCCCAGAUCUCCGGCCUCCGUUCCACACACAGUACCCUGAGGCUGAGCUGGAGAUGGGAAGCAGAAUCUUUAAGGGUGUGGCCAAUAUCAUCUAUGAAUGUCUGAGCUGGCGCAGGCAACAUCAGCACUACCUGGACAACAUCAGACUCAUCUGUGUACCCACUGUUGUCGAGUUGGAUCCACAGCCUGCAGAGGUUUUGCCGAUGCCUCUCUCCAUGACUCCAGGCUCCAAGAAGAAAUCAGUGCGGGAGGAAAGCCCACCAGACCAAGAAGCCGAGCAGCCUUCUCUCUCUACAGAUGUGGACAUGCGUUACUAUAGCAACCUACUUGACCUGGUUCCCCCUGAAGCCUGCUCUGUGCCUCUAAUCAUGCACUGUAUGCUGGAACAGGUGGUGAUUUCAACAGAGCAGUCUUUGUCCGCACCGUCCCAUGUGGCUGAGGAGCCCAAACCUCAUAAUGGUGCUGGGUUAGACUAUGAGCUGGUCAGCUUCAUGCUCCAGAGCUUCCUGCCUCUGGUAUACACACAAGAAGAGAGAAGCCACAUGUUAAAGAGCCUGCUGACCAUUGCACAGAAUGAAGAAGACAAGAAGAGGCUAGUGGAGAAGUUUGGAGCAGAGGAGAUGCAGAAGAAGUCUGAGCACCCUCUAGUCAUCAGAUGCCAUGAUGAGAUGGCACUGCGCUUGAGGGAUAUCAAUGCGGUUCAGGGUUUUGAUCCAGCCGAGGUGGAGUUGUCGAUGAUGAGGCGGUCUCCAGUGUGGGAGCUGAUCCACUCUGUAGCUCAGCGGAGGAACAGCAACUCCUGCUGGAUGGCAACUAAACAGCAGCUCCAACACUACUGCACAGAUGAUGUUGUGUCAUGGCUGGAGGUGGAGAGAUUAAUUCAUCAGAGCGUGUUUGAGAGUAUGCCACUGACCAGGCUGGACCAAAAGGGUGUACUACUGAAUGCUCCUGGACAACUGGGAACACUGGAACCAGCAGAGCAACAGACACCCACAAUCAUCCCCUGGGACAACCCACUAUCCUACGCUAAACAGCAGCUUAAUAACCUACGGACUAAAGGUCUGACAUUUCUUACUGAAGAUCCUGGUAACACAGAGCAGAUCAGUGGGAGAGUGUGUUGCCAGCUGGACUUAUCUGACAUUCAGAGUUGUAGGCUGAGAUCUCUGUUUGACUGGCACUAUGCCGAACACCACAAUGCCUCUAUCUUCCCACAGGUACUCCAGUUAGCCUCAGAAGAAUACCGCUGCUUGGACACCUUCAGAGGAAGUCAUAACAACAUCCUGUACAUAUUUUGUCACAAUCCAAUGAGCUCUUAUCGCCAGUGCAAGGACUUCUGGGAUGUAGCCCUUCACACUGAUGUCAAGUUCAGGACGUACCUGGAGCAUGUGGCAGAUAGCAUUUCAGAUUGGACAAAAGAGGAAGAAUUAAAGAGAGAGGCAAUGCAACUCAGAAAUCUCAGCCCUGCUGAGUCUCCAACAGAUGAAAAGGCUACAAAUUCUGCAGAGGAGAAGAAUGCUCUGGAACCGGUUAUCAGAAAAGGCUCCCUUAAAGCCUGGAAGUUGGAGCAGGAGCAGCUAAUGGAGGAAGACACGGCCAAGAAAUCAAAGCAAGACAAUAUACCGAAAGGCAAGCAGCCAAAGGAGGAGGCUUUGUCGAAGGACAUCAAGAAAACUUUGAAGAAGAGCAGAGCAGAGACAGCAGGCAGCUCAGCCAAGACUCCCUCAGAGUCCAUUACUACCACAGUGUCCCCUGUGGAGGAAAACAAAGAACUGCAUUCGACAGAGGAGCUCUUCAAUGGUUUCACAGGCUACAGUAUGGAUGGAAAGUUGAUCCAUGUGUCAGGUCGUUGCCAGUACCUUUUCCCUUCAGAUGGAGGACGCAUCACUGUGGAGAAUGUCAGCUACAUUGAAGGUUCCAGCCUAAUGAAACUGGCUGUGAAGAAGGAUGGGCAUCAUUUCAACACAUACGUCGACCAAAUUGUUGUUGAUCCAGCAAAACCUCUCCCUCAGCCCCAAGACAAAGAAACCAAUGGCAGAAAAGAAGAUUUUAAAAUGUCAGAGCCUGUGGAGAUGAAAAUAGUGAAACAUGGAUCCCUCUCAGCAGUGUUAGACAAUGGAAUCCACCUCUCAUACAGUUUCUAUGGUCCCACAGGAGAAUACAGAGUGAGUCCCCAGGAAACAGAGCAAGGGACCCCAGAGACCUCCACCUUUGCCCCCAUCCCUCUCUCCUCCUCCUCUACCCACCAAUCCAAGGGGACAGACCUGGUGUCAAUUCCCUCCAAGACACACAGCUCAGCCGGCCACACCAGACCUCCAGAGUCCCAGGUUCCACAUAUACACAUGGAUGCACAAAAGCAUACAGUGGGGGAAUCUAAGGUGUGUGAAGGCCGGCCAGCAUUGCUAUCAAGUCCAUUCAACAGUCUGAACCUGUCUGUUCCUAAUGGCCUGCUGCUGCAAUUUCUGAGAGAGGAUACACAAGGAGUGUCCUCAGAAGAGCAGGGCAUGUUGGUGAAACAGGGCUUUCCUCUUCAUGGCAGGGGAGUUGUAGAGCAGCUUCAGGACCCUUCCCUCUCCAAAGAACUGUCCCGCAUUGUCACCAGCCAGGGAACUGUGAUCCGAUACAUGAGAGACGGGUCCACAGAGGUUCUGUUUGCAGAUGGCUCAGUCAGUUUCAGCCAGGAUUCUGGUCCGGUGUGGGUUCCUGACUCUGAGAUUGAGGAGGAAAACACCUCUCAAGAAACUGAGGACAACAAGAAAGAGCAGAGCUCAGAGAAGGAAGCUGAUGCUCAGAGAGGCUGUUGGUUAACCACGACUCCAUCUGGAGCACGCAUCUACACUGUGGGGACCACACACAAACACAUACCCACCACGCCUCUUCUGGCCUUCAAGGCUACAGACCCCAUCACCCAUGAGGUGAUGCUGAGCCGGGAGGAUCUGGUGGUUUCUGUCCAGAACCCAGACAGAUCUAUAAGUGUAGAACAUGCAGACGGAACCAGGAUCACCAGUCUGUACCAAGACAGACCAGCAAGCACACAGCAACACAUACUGCUGCACACAGGGGAUCAGUCUGAGAGUGUGACCCUUAAAUCAACUCCUGAAUGUGCAUGCGGCUGCACUGAGUGUGUGUGUGUCACGCGCUGUGCGGACAGCUUUAAUGAAAACGUGCACAUCCAGGAUACUUGUUACAAUGGAGAAGAGAUAAACGGGGACAGUGCAUGCGACAAGGAGGGUGCUGGACAUGCUCGUACAGUGUCGAGUGAGUGUGAGCAUGAAAGAGAAACUAGUGUGUAUAAGAAUGGCGAGGAGAGCGUGUUUGCCGAAGACACGGUGGCUGAGAAUGGUAAGAGGAGUGGAUAUGAGAGCGAUAAGGGGAGUGUGCUUACCAAGGAGCGGGUGGUGUUGGUGGAGAAGGAGGGCUGCGCCACAGUGGUGAUGUACCCAGAGCGACACACGGCUCACGUCUUUUUAGCAGAUGGAACUGUCAUCACUGGAAACAACCAAGGAGCCUAUCAGGUGUUCCCAUCCAGUGUGGGUCUCCUACAGAUCCAAAGUGAUGGGAAAUGUGUGUACUCUUCCGACCCACUUGUAACCCCCAGUCCAAAGGGUGGCACUCCUACAAACCAACCAGGAAGCUACACCAUGAGUCAUACAGACACAGUGGCCUGUGACAUUACAGACCCUGAUGGGAACCACUUCCAGGUGAUGGAAGAUGGGCAGUUAUCAGUUUUCAACUGUAGCCCUGCUCCAAGCACACUUAAACAGGACGAGGAGGAGCCAGAGGAGGAGGAGGAUAGAGAAAUGGCCAGGAUUAAUGUAAAACACAGAGAACAUUGUCCCAGGCUGUUUCUGGUGCAUGAGAACGGCUCAGGUACUGAACUACUGAGCUCUCAAACUGUAGAGGAAGUGCUCUACCAGGCGUAUUCUGACCCUACCAUAGCAGUGCUGAAGGAACCACUGCCAGACGCACAAGAUAAGUUUGGCAUUACCAUCCUAAAGCCCAGCCACCAGAGUGUGUCGUCCCAGUGGUUGCUAGGGAAACAGAAGCCUGACAUUACCCCUCCCAACCUCAGAAACCGCAGCUGGCAUGACUUCCCUAGACUAGAGGUACAGAAAAAGAGCCCAGGUCCUCCGUUUGGUACUGAUAUUGGACGAGGUUUGAGUCUGAGAGAGAGGUCUGGUGGUUCUGAAGCACAGCGUCAACCUGUCAAGAGCUGCCCUAAAGUCGUGGAGAUGAGGGAACUGUACCAACACCGACAAUUCACCACACCACUCAAAAAUACUGUAGACACACGACUGAAGGAAUACAUCCAGAGUUUGAUGGAGAGGGAGCAGCGAUCAGAGGAGAUGAAAGUCAAAGACCCGCGCACGGAGGAGGAGAGUGUUAAUGCCAGUGAUCUGCUCAAUCUGGUCCUGUCUUUUGCAGAAGAAGAGGAUGCAGGUCACACCUUUGACAAGAGGACUUCAGUGGACAUAGCCAAUCAGUACAGCCAAGGAGUUGGAGCCCUAAUUGACCAGUCAGACAUUUCAGAAGACACAGCCACAGUAGCUAGUGACAGUUUUACUAAGGGAAAGGAGUCAAAAUGGACUGAAAGACUUGCACAGUACAGACAGGAGAUGUGUGAGGAGCAGGCUUUUAGAGAAGCUCUGAGGAAGAACAACAUUGUUCCUUUUUUCCACCCAGAAAAUAUUCUAUUAUACCAGAAUCUGCUACAGCACCAAACACCAGACAUGAGGAGUCUAUCCAUGGAUCUCCCUCCGAUCCCCAAGUCAGACAGUGCUGAGGCCUUCUUGAAAGAUGCCCCACAGGAGAACACCCCACGGCCCUUAAACCCAACACCCUCUCAGUCUGCAAGUCAUGCAGGAGGAAGUGACAGGAUGCUUAAGAAAAGGCCCACCAACCCCACGCCUCAGACUGCUGGUGAAAGCAGUCUUAGGGAUUCAUCUGGGCAAUGUAAGUCAGUCCAGGUGGAUGUGACUGGAAAGCUCAGGAGGACUAAAGUCAAACUACCAACCUCUAUCCUCAGCUCUAAGCCUCGCAGCAUACCAAAUCAACAGUACCUGUCAGUGGAAGAGCCAGUGAGGAGGAAGUGUCGAACAAUUUCUCAGACUGAUCCAAAUGUCAUAGUGAGGGGAUUCCAGCUCCUACCCUCCAGUGUUGACUUUGGCACACUGCAGGAGGGCACCUCCUCAGCCAUUACUGUGGUGAUGAAGAACGUGGGUGUUGACACCUGCAGGUUCCAUGUGAAACAGCCUCCUCCUGCUACAGGCCUCCGUGUCAUCUACAAUCCUGGGCCUGUGGCUGCAGGUUUGCAUGUUAAACUGCAGGUUCAGCUGUUUGCCAUGUGUGAAGUCCAAGCAGGAGAGGUAGAGCCAAAGAAGUACCAGUCCCAGGAUAUCAUCAUCCACACUGAGACGGACAUCCUCUACCUGCCUGUCACUGCUACCAUCCUUCCUGAGAGGUUAUAUGACAUUUGGCACAAGGACCACACCAGUACACACAAGAAGAAAGACUCCAGGGUCAGUCAACUGUCUUCCAGCCUACCAGUUGGACGGGGGCGCUGUACAGCCACACAGACGACUCGGAACACUCUUGACCAGUCCUUCAGCAAACAUGGGACACCCUAAACGUACCACUCUUCUGUGUGGAAUCAUCCUCAUCCUACCACACUCCUCUCUUUUAUUCCACAAACAUUCAAUAUUUUAAUGGAUUUUUAUAUUCGCCUCUGUUCCAAAUAAAAUCUUUAUCAACACUGAAA